AUGCCAUUGACUAAAUUCUUGCAGACCAAAAGCAUACUUAUUUAUGAAAAUCCAAGAGAAAUUGUUAUUCCACCAACCCAUGCUGUCGAGAUAUUCAUUGCAUCCAUGCUGCGUGUUGAAUCGGUCAUUGGAAUGUUAAUGUACAAGCGUCCCUUUAUCAUGUCCAUAAUUGCACGUACAGACAGCAAAGCACUGCAGGUGAUGUCUACACUAAAAGGGUGUAUACAAAAGCAAAAUUGUGGUAAAGAAUGUCCAUUCAUUACCAAGUGGCAUCGUUACGUAAAAGAAGUCAUCAGUUGUACUGGGACAUCUGAAGAGGGAAUGACUGCCUCCAGGUGGUAUCUAUGGUUGAAAUCCACAUCUGUAAUUGACCAAGUGAAUAAUUUCGUGUUAAAAUGGAAAGAAGAAGCCUAGACCGAAGAGUUUGGAGGAAUUCAGCAAAUAGAGUUAAUUAGUGUGUUGAGAAGAAGUAUGAUUUAUUACAUAUCUGUAGUUUAGUUGCAGUUGUAAUAUCA
This is a messenger RNA of Solanum stenotomum, 515 nucleotides long. RefSeq lists its product as uncharacterized. The transcript has 2 exons. Bases 1 to 414 code for a protein of 137 amino acids. Lineage: Eukaryota; Viridiplantae; Streptophyta; Magnoliopsida; Solanales; Solanaceae. The record is from RefSeq and is a predicted model, not a curated record.